UACUAUGUUCGAAAAAAUAUCCAAUAUUAAAACAGAUUUAAUACAUAUUGCUUCUACCUUUUCGUCAGUUUCUUAUAUUACUUUCACUGGCAAACUCUUUCAGUUUAUAUCGAUUCGUGAAAACGAAAGUAUCUACACGAAGUGUCACAGUUAUAAAGAUGGAGAAUUUAAUGAUCGCAUUUAUUCUGAUUAGCCCUUGCCUGGGGAACAUAUCACAUCUUUUGUCAGAAUCAUCUACAACGACUACUCCACCAUCGCCUCCUAAACCUUAUAGCUUUCAUUAUCAAGCAGGACGAUAUCCUGGAAAUAUAGAUCGUGUUCAUCAAGAAAGUGGAGAUGGUACUGGACAUGUUCAAGGUUCUUAUUCUUUUAUCGAUCCCAAACAUAAAAUACGAACAGUACAAUAUAUAGCCGAUGAAAAUGGAUUUCAUGCAUCUUUAAUAAAUUAUGAAGAUACAGUUAUUCAACCUGUCGAUUCUGAAACAGUAAGACUCGCGAAGGAAAAACAUUUUCGAUUGUAUCAGAAGAUAGCUGAAGCAAAUGCUCAUGGUGUUCCAAUCAAUCUUCCACAAGAUUCUGCAAAUGUGGAGAAAGCAAAGGAUAAACAUAUUCAACUUUACCAAAAAAUCGCCGAGGAACAUGCGGCAAUUGCAGCUCAAAGAGAAACUGAACGAUUAGCCUAUGAAGCUACUUCUGUAGUAAACGAUGUAAAUCUCGAUCAUGCGUACUAAUUUGUGCAUGACAAAACAAUAGAAAAGAAUUAGAAACACAAUGAUUAUUACUGAGUAUUAUAUAAUACUGUUUUUAUUAUGAUUUUCAUGAAAUUUAAUAUUUAAGAAUUUAAAUUUAAGAUCAAAUGUAUAUAAACUAUAUAAUAUACAGACUACUUAAUUUGAUUUACAAACAUGAAGUAUUUUAAUA
Apis dorsata (giant honeybee) is the source of this 921-nucleotide messenger RNA. RefSeq lists its product as uncharacterized. NCBI's taxonomy places the organism in Eukaryota, Metazoa, Arthropoda, Insecta, Hymenoptera, Apidae. The transcript is spliced from 4 exons. Bases 159 to 731 code for a protein of 190 amino acids. Gene Ontology annotation, cellular component: extracellular matrix. The record is from RefSeq and is a predicted model, not a curated record.